AAGAUAUUUAAAUAUGCGUUUAAUUUGAUCAGAGUAAAUUUAGAUGAACCGUUUUACUAAAAUGAACGCAUGUAGUUUCAACUUUCAAGCAAGUGAAGAAAGAGUCGGUAACUCUUCCGCAACCACUUUGAGUGAGCAUACCGACAAUACACCUUCGAUGUACCAACAGUACAAUCAUAACCAAGGAUAUGAAUAUCGAAGUUCAGAACUCUAUAAUAACUCUUUUUCCGAGUUUAGUCGUCAAGUUUCCCCAGUAGAAGAAUCUAGUCCACACGGGAUGAUUUUUCAUUCAACGCUGCCCUUUUAUUCAAGUACAAAUCUUUUAAACUCAUGGAAUGGUCACAACGGUAUUGACUAUCGUAUGCAUAAUAUGGCAAUUAGUUUUCAAAAACUGUCAAAACAGAAACGAGGUCGAAUGAGCACACAAAAGAGAAUGCUGGUAAAUGCUAGAGAGAGAGAAAGAAUGAGAGUUUUAAAUAAAGCUUUCGAAUCUUUAAGAGACGCUUUACCUUGCUAUAUUGCUGACGGGCAUAUGGCAAAGAUUACAACACUUAGAUUGGCGAUAAACUAUAUAAACGCAUUAAACCAAGUUUUAACUGAAAAUAAAUCAACUGAAACAAACGUUUUAGAUUCAAUUGAGAAUUCGUUAGAAAAAACGCAAGAAACAAUAAUAAAAAACGUUCUAAAAACGUAAAGAAAUAACAAUAUUUAGCUGU
Hydra vulgaris (swiftwater hydra) is the source of this 716-nucleotide messenger RNA. Its product is annotated as twist-related protein. NCBI's taxonomy places the organism in Eukaryota, Metazoa, Cnidaria, Hydrozoa, Anthoathecata, Hydridae. Gene Ontology annotation, molecular function: protein dimerization activity; DNA-binding transcription factor activity, RNA polymerase II-specific. The record is from RefSeq and is a predicted model, not a curated record.